AUGACAAAGACUAAAGGUCUUAGAAAGACCAAUACCGUAGGUAGUAGACCAGGUUUGGUUAAACCCAUUAUCCAAGAAACUUUAGUCAAAAAUGGUGUUAGUGACAAACUUGUAAAAAAAGAUCAUGAGAAAGACGUUAAAGGCGAUGAAUUUAAGGACCUUAAAGAAGCCGUUCAAAAAAACGGAAAAGAAAAAGACACUUCCAAAGUUUUGGGAAACGAUAAACAAAAAAAAACUAUCUUAGCUGUCAAACUUGAACAAGAAGAUCAAAUAACUUCAAAACCAAAGCCAUUAACCAUUACCACAAAUUCUACUACAACCUUAUCUUCAGCACCAGUAUUAACAUUUACAACGUCCACAAAACGUAAAAACGGUUUAUCCGAUGAUACUUUAAAGAUUAAACGUAAACUUUCUUUUGAACAGCAACAAAAGGUUUCUAAUAAUGCUCCCCCAACUCCCGACGAGUUAUCACCUAUUUCUCCGACAGCUGACGCAAAUUUAAGACGUGGUACAAAGCGUAUGCGUAGUUCUACGUCAACCUUUACGGAUCCACCCGUAGAAUCAUCUCCGGUCUUUUUGUUACUUGAUUUUGUGAAUAGUCUUCCAUCUGAUCCGAGACGUUUGUCUCGUGAAGAACUAUUAAGAGCUGGAACUUGGUUGUUUGAUACAUUGCUAACGAAAUCUUUUUCAAGACCUUUCGUUAAUCCUGUAUCUGAAGAUGCUAUAUUAUAUCGUAGUGUUAUUCCACGCUUAAUGGAUUUAACUACAGCCGAGAAAAGAUUAUGGGCUGGAAAAUAUAGGGAUCUUAAUAGUUUGUACACCGAUGUUAUUCAAAUCCUGUCGAAUGCUUUCACUUUUCAUAAUGAAGGUGAAAUUUAUGAGGAAGCAAGACAAAUGAUGCAAACUAAUACUCAGGCAAUAAAAAAGUCAAUUCCAUCUGAAGUACUUGAUCGACUUAUUAAUUUCAAUCAUGGAGUGUUGGAAUACUUUAAAGAUGGAACUAAACCAUCAACUCCUAAACUCAAUAUAUCUUCCACUACAAGAGAUUACCUUCGAAUUUACAUAACUAAAGGUGUGACCAUGAUGACCGAAUGUAUAGAUAAUCCUAAUUCUAUUGUAGUGAUCAUGGGAAAUAUGAAAUUCAUCCGUAAAGAGAAACGUUUUCGCUUUGAUGCUCUAUUUGCAAGACCAUUUGGAAAAACUCAUGAUUUGGAUACCUUUGAAUUUCCUGAUUUGAAUGACGCAAAAGGAUGGGUUCGAUGUGCGAUUUUAGCUCGACGUGAUAAUAUCGAAUUAUCAAUGGCGACUCAUUGGUUUGCUAAUAAGCUAUUACCAUUUAGCACGACCAAAUUCGAUGAAAGUACUCUUACACCUGAAUUUCACGAGGCUUACGUCGAAUCUCUUUGGCAUGAUAAGCCAAAUCUAAAAGUUGAUUCAUCUAUGAAAUUUUAUCCAAAAGAUCUUGAUGAUUCAUCUAUGAAAUUUUAUCCAAAAGAUCUUGAUGAUUCAUCUGUAAAAUCAAAAAAUCUUGACGAUUCUUUUGUAAAAUUAAAAGAUCAUAAAGAUUCAUCCAUAAAAUUAAAAGAUAAUGAAGAAUCACCUUUAAAAUCAAAACAUCUUGGAGAAUCACUUACAAAAUUAAAAUAUAAUGAAGAAUCAUUUGCAAGAUUAAAACAUCAUGAAGGUUCAUUUGCAAAAUUAAAACAUCAUGAAGAAUCAUCUGCAAAAUUAAAACAUUAUGAAGGAUCACAUAUAAAAUCAAAGGGUCAUGAAGGUUCGCAUGUAAAAUCAUCAAAAUAUCAAGAAUCAUCGGAAAUUGAACAACCAUCUCCUCCGGAGCAAAUUGCAUCAUCUAAUCACAAAUCAGUAUCUGAAAAAGUAAUAACGGUCGAACAAGUAAUAUCACUCGAAAAAAUUUCAUCUGUCAAACCAAAAAUUAUACAUGAUGAUCUUAAUGACGAACAGAAUAUUCAGAUUAAACAAGAGCCAAAUGAUGACGUAGUGGUUAUCGACGAAAAAGAAAAAAUGGCUUUGCCGAAAACGACCAAACGAUCCAGAAGAUCUAAUCGAGAAACAUACGCAUAUUUAAACAUGUUGCCUAAACGACGUACAAGACAACAAUCACAAUCUGAAUGGAAUUUACCACAUGAUUUAUUACCUCAAACCACUCGACAAUCACUGCAGCCUAAACGUCGAAAAUCUGAAAGGCCAAUAGAACGUGAAAAAACCGUAAUAACACAACCAACCGAACCUGAAGUGACUCAAUCUCAAAAUCAAGCAACUCCAUCUCAAAAUCAAGUAACUCCAUCUCAAAAUCAAGUAACUCCAUCUCAAAAUCAAGUAACUCCAUCUCAAAAUCAA
Molecule: messenger RNA, 2361 nt
Organism: Racocetra fulgida
Lineage: Eukaryota; Fungi; Glomeromycota; Glomeromycetes; Diversisporales; Gigasporaceae
Source: the annotation of a GenBank genome assembly